UCAGGAAAUGGACUGUUUCUUUUAGUAGAUGUAAGUCAUGAGCAGAAGGCAAAUCGGUUUUAUACCACAGUCAUAUGCGCAACGUAUUUUGAUCAGAAGCUGUAGACUGAGAACGGAGGUAAACGGAAAGCCACUGUGGGAAGGUGCAGCCACUAUACACCACCUGAAACAAGGUUUAUUACAACCUGAGAGUCUUAGCACAAGAAACAAGAACAACCUGGAUACUCCACAAUGUGUGAGGUGUUAAUUGUUUAUGCCAGCGAGGCCAUCGAAUGGGCCGAGUAUCUACUGCAAAUCUUGGCGGCAUCGGGUAACUUUCUGGAGGGCUCUGUCAUUCUGUGUGAUGUAAAUGAACAGAUUUGGAUGAAAAACCAUGAGCUGGUUGGCUCCAGCAAGUGCAUCAUGCUUUUGCUGUCUGCUGCGUUGCUGGACAUGCAGCAUGACCCAGAAGUGCAGGACACUUUCCGGGAUCUUCUUCAGCCUCCAUGCAAAAUUGUUGCCUUUUUGUGUGGUAUAUCAGAAUGGCAAGUGUCAACGGACUAUUUUGAACACUGGGAGCAUUGGAGAAAGCUCAAUUCAGAAGACGAACCAUCAGUAUAUGUGUCUACAGUCCUUGAGUGCAUUAGAAGUGGAUCUGUUAAUGAAAACCAUUGUGAGAAUCCGUAUGAAAUUGAACUAGAGGAAGAAAUGAAUGAGUUUACAUUAUCAGAAAUUCCCGAAACUUUACCCGAUGAGACGGAACAGACUCAGGUGAAUGGAGAUAAUGUUUGUCAAACUGAGCAAACUUCUUCAAAUGUCAUGGAACCACAAAACGACCAAAUUUGCCUCACCGUCCAACCAGAUAGAAUACUUUGUGGGACUCAUGUGAAUAUUUAUAUAAUCAUGGCAAAGAAAAUUGUGGAUGAGGGCAGACUGGAGGUGGAGUUUCACUCUCAGUACUCGAUACCUCAGCGGGUGCCUGGGACUCUUGUGAACGAGUACAUUGUUACUGUACAGUCACCUGAUAUGCCAGCUGGGAAAGUUUCAUUGACUCUUUAUAAAAAUGAAUCUGUGGUAUAUUCAGCAACUCUAACAUAUUACACAGAAAUGGAGGAAAUUUGCAGGUAUCUAAAGAAAGCAAUGGAUCCAAUGCAGUUCAUGUGUCAGGCAUUUGAUAUCACAUCAAAGGUGACAGAGUCAUUGGAUAAUUUACUUGCCAAUUCUCUGGAGGAACGGAUGCCUCUAAAUGGAUUACAAGUAUUUGGGAUCAGUCAAAUUGCAGAUAACACCCCAGCCAAUCACCGUAAUGUGGAACUUCCAACGCUGCUUCACUUCUCAGCCAAGUAUGGCUUAAAAAAGUUAACAUCUUUAUUAAUGCGGUGCCCUGGAGCCAUGCAGGCCUACAGCGUGAUGAACAAAGAUGGGGAUUACCCGAACAAUCUGGCCGAGAAGAGUGGCUUCUCUAACUUAAGACAGUUUAUGGAUGAAUAUGUGGAGACGGUAGAUUUAGGGAAUAUUGAAGAAUCUCAGAACACCUCUGGCACCGAGGAAAUCUAUGAGGAUAUGUUUAAGGCUUCCCAAGAUUUCAUCACAAAUUUCGAGAAUGAGGACAUUUACGAGUCUAUGAGGCAACUAAAUCCUGAGAUAGAUGAUGACUUAGAAAAUGCUCUGGAGGACUCUAACUCUGAGACAAUACUGAGAAAGUUUUUUGAAGCACAACCCGACAAGAGUUUACAGUCCUUGGAACAUACUUCAACCAAUGGUCAAUUACCUGAAAUGGAUGAUGAAGACUACCAUGACCUCCAUGCAGAUAUCUAUGGAGAUAUAGAAGAGGACCCAUAUAACCCAUGCUCCCCUGAUGAAAUUUAUGACACAGUGGAGCCACAAUCCACCCCCGAAAUAAUCAACCGCCCACCUGCGCCGAUUCCACGACCAGCCAACCUACCAGAGGCUGAAGAGAACACAACCUACAUAUCCAAAGUGUUUUGUGUCAAGGAACCUGUAUAUUCACUCAGUCAUCGGCCAGAAAGAGUUUCCUCUUUAGAACCUGUACGGCUGGUGAGGGACAGAGACAUGAGCAGUAACCACGACCCCUUUGCAGGCAUGAAGACCCCAGGUCAGAGGCAGCUCAUCUCUCUACAGGAGAGGGUGAAGGUGGGUGAGCUGACUGUGGAAGAGGCGGUGCAGGAGUUCAAGGCUUGGCAGUUUGAUCAAGAUAAAAGAUGGCGCUCUCUCCGCUUCCAGCAGGAAAAUUUACAACGAUUAAGAGACAGCAUUACUCGACGCUGUAAAGGCAAAGGGACAAAUGAGCUUAUGAUUACAGCGCCAAUGCAAACAAACGUUCAGUGGGGUUCUCAAAUGAACGUGAAUUGCUCAGUGUACGAGCCCACGCCUCGUUCGAUUGCCCAACCCCCUCCUGUUAGUAGACCGCUGCAGAGAGGAAGCUGGCAGACAGGAAGUACCUCCAGCACUUCUAGUUUGACCUGUGCAGGUAGUAGCAGUCACAGAUUAAGCAUUCAGAGCACUGUCAGCAACAGCAGUGGGGUGGAAGGUGAAUGUGAGGAGCCUCCGGACAUUCCACUUCCUCCACGGCCUCUCCGGCCUGUAGUGGAUACUCCACCAGUACUCCCUCCACCCAGGGUCCCACCGCGUGUAAUAGAGAGGACUCAGGAGAUGUCAAAUGAGCGAUAUGUACCGACUCCAGCCCGCCCUGUUCAUCAGACGCCUGCGCAAAGGCCCAUACCACCUCCACCUAUACCGAGACGCACGUGGUGAUGGCCUUCAACAUGGCUUUCGUUCUGUUUGACUCUGCACUUUUAAGCCUUUGAGAUCUGUAAUUCUCUUCAAGGUGAAACAAAAGCUACUCUCUGUGUCUGACUUUGAAGACCCUGUCAGUCAAUGACCUAACAGAGGUUUUGUGUGAAGGCGCCUUUUAAGGAAAUUUGUUUGCCAUUUAUGUUUUUUACCAACUGCCAUCUGGGUAGCAAACAGGAUAUUAUGCAAACAUCAGUUUCAGAAGCUAUCUUAUCUUUUCUAUAAGACCUGUGGUUUCAGACACAAACAUUGGAUCACUAUCCAGUGUUCGUUAAGUGUUUUGAUCUAGACUCAACUUGCAAUGCAAACAAUCACUUUAGUUCAUAUGUAUUAAAUUAUAAAUCUUCAGCUGAAGAUAUGCAAUAUCUUUGAGGGGUUUUUCAUAUGGUCACUUGUUUGCAAUAUAGCCAUUCGGUUUGUGCUUUCUGAGUGUCGUUAGUGGCAAAUAGUAAAUUCAAGAACUUGCCUACAUAUGUUUUAAUCUGAACUUUUUUCUGUUUAAAAUGUAGUUUGUGUUGGCUGUGUUUGUCAUGAGAUGAUGAGAUUUAAAGUUGAACAGUUUUCUGUAUUUUACAAAUAUUUAUUGGUGUAUUCACUUUUUAUUGCUGGCAAUAAUAUACAUCACCCAAAGAAAAGCAAAGAAAUUAUGUAUUUAACAGCAUAAAAGUGUGAGUGCACAGUGUGAAGAAAGCAGUUUGUGUGUAUUUGUUUGAGUGUGUGUUCAUGUUUGUUAGACCAUGAAGAUAAACCUGAUUAAAGUUGUGAUAAAAUGAAA
Molecule: messenger RNA, 3568 nt
Organism: Labeo rohita (rohu)
Lineage: Eukaryota; Metazoa; Chordata; Actinopteri; Cypriniformes; Cyprinidae
Gene: pik3ap1
Product: phosphoinositide-3-kinase adaptor protein 1
Exons: 17
Coding region: 232-2754 (840 amino acids)
Cellular component (GO): cytosol
Molecular function (GO): signaling receptor binding; phosphatidylinositol 3-kinase regulatory subunit binding
Source: RefSeq, a predicted model, not a curated record